Molecule: messenger RNA, 1037 nt
Organism: Cololabis saira (Pacific saury)
Lineage: Eukaryota; Metazoa; Chordata; Actinopteri; Beloniformes; Belonidae
Gene: taf10
Product: TAF10 RNA polymerase II, TATA box binding protein (TBP)-associated factor
Exons: 5
Coding region: 261-815 (184 amino acids)
Biological process (GO): transcription initiation at RNA polymerase II promoter
Cellular component (GO): SAGA complex; transcription factor TFIID complex; nucleus
Molecular function (GO): RNA polymerase II general transcription initiation factor activity; promoter-specific chromatin binding
Source: RefSeq, a predicted model, not a curated record
UUGGAUCACGUGACCUGAUUCACCGUAGCAUGAGCUGUGAACAUGAGCUUAGCAUACGAUUCUGCAAACAAACCUGCCAUCACCGAAUUCUGAUUUAGCAUGUUCAAAUUGACUAAAGUAGAUCUAAAUUAACGAGCUCAGUUAAUCUAAGGGUUUAUAUUCCAGCUAUACGACACGGAACUGUUUUUUUUUGGGUAUAUUUGGACUUUUCCUUGUACAGGCUAGCCAAGAUUAGCACGUUAGCUUCCAUUAACAUAAGUAUGGACAACGUGAACCAGAAUGUUACGACGGGAGUUCAGUCUACGACGUCUUCAACUUCAAGUAACUGUAUCGCGAAUGACAAUGCGACAACCAACGUCAGCAGUAUUCCCUCGGUCACGAGUAAUGCUACAGCCUCUGCAGCUAUAGUGGCACCAUCAACAGACACAUCAGUCUCCAAUGGCGUCUAUGUUCCCAGUGGCAUCACUAAUGGGGAUGUAAAGCCAGCUGUCGCCACCACACCUCUGGCUGAUUUCCUCAUGCAGCUGGAGGAUUACACUCCCACAAUUCCCGAUGCAGUUACAGGCUACUACCUCAACAGGGCUGGCUUUGAGGCUUCUGAUCCAAGGAUAAUCCGUCUGAUCUCCCUUGCAUCCCAGAAGUUUAUCUCAGAUAUUGCCAAUGACGCGCUGCAGUACUGCAAAAUGAAGGGAACGGCUUCAGGAAGCUCCAGAAGUAAGACGAAGGACAAGAAGUACACUCUGACGAUGGAAGACCUAACUCCUGCACUCACGGAAUAUGGUGUUAACGUCAAGAAACCUUAUUACUUCACAUAAUACACCUUUCUUCAAAGUUUUGCUUUGCAUUUUGCUUGCAACGACCCCCUCUGCUGACCCUGUAGUUUUUCACCACCUUUGUUGCUGUGUUUUUUGACGAUGAUUUGCUGCAGCUUUCAUGAAUCUUUAUGGCCACCUGACUUUUUUGUGGAGCUAUCUUGGCAUUUUGUUAAUUUGUGAAAUUUAGUUUUAUUGUGAGAAUAAAACCUUUAACAAAAACAU